Molecule: messenger RNA, 1299 nt
Organism: Diaporthe citri
Lineage: Eukaryota; Fungi; Ascomycota; Sordariomycetes; Diaporthales; Diaporthaceae
Exons: 1
Coding region: 1-1299 (432 amino acids)
Source: RefSeq, a predicted model, not a curated record
AUGGCAAAGGAUAAGAGGAGCCGAUCGCGGAAACCGUCUGGGAAAGGGUCGCAAUCCGCCUCCAGGGAUCCUUCGCCUUCUCCCUCUUCUGCACCUGCCCCUGGGGCUCCGACCGACCAGGAGGAAAAGCCGCCGGCCGAUUCGAAGGAUGACGACGGGGCAUUACCUCAGACCGCCGAGACACCUCGUGACGAUUCGAAUCCUCAAGACCAGGGUGUCCCUCAAGGCAGCGAGGUCCCUGUGCUGCUUGCUGAUAAUGGGCCUCUCAGCUCUCCUCAAAUCGAACCUGCGCUCGGCGCCGUCGUAGAGGACCCUGCAAAUGACAAAUCUGGUGGGGAUUUACAGUCCCCGGCCAACGCAGACCAGUCAUUACUAGGAAAUCCUGACGACGCGGGCGAACUCAGCCCGGAGUUGCGUCGACCCUCCUAUAAUCUGUCUGCUGAGCUCGGAGGCGAAAGCAUGGACGGCUCCGAGGAAGACACACAACCAGAGGUGGAAAAUGAAAGCACAUCACGGCAAGAACACCCUGGCGCCGACCCUGGACAGCAGCGUCCAGGCGAAAACUUAGGUGAAGCCGCAGGGGCAAAGGACGCGAGAUCAGGGCGAACAGAGGAGGAGUUUCAAGAAGAAGUCAGAAAACGGCUUGCUGCUGAGGAGCGAGUGAAUACGCUCGAGGCUGAGUUGAAGAUUCGAGAGCAAAGAUACGAGGAAGCUGCUGCAGCUGAUAGGAGAAAAUUCCAGCGCGCCAUACAGAAGGCCAAUCAAGCCAGGGAGGCAGAUAAGAUGAAAUUCGACGAGGAAUUCGACAAUCGAGUAAACGAAAGCAUCAAAGGGUUCCAAGAAGAGAUGGAGAAACACGCCAAUAAUGCGGCGAAGCUGACGGCUAUAGUGGAAGGUGGUGGGAAGUCUGCGGCCGAUGAUGCUGCUCGGAUCAAACUCGAGAAUGACCAGGAGGAGUUCCGAAAUGCGGUCCAGAGGGAGCUCAACCCGACCGUGGAAGGGCCACCAGUUACUCCCAGGGACUAUCCCAGGCCCGGUAGUGCUCGCUUUCUUCUCGCCGAGUGCGAGUACCUCCUUGACAAGAGUAGCCCCUUGUAUGAUGCGGUGCGGUCUGCGGCGAACCAUGCGGAUGGCAGGGGUGACGGCCCUAGUGGAAAGAACAAAGGACUCUUCGACGCGUUCAGUCUUGAACUUCAGCAGAUGAACGAUUUCUUGGAGGAAAACAUGGACCUGCCACAGGGUACCCUCAAUGAGGCGAUAAGGGAUUGGGGUUAUGCAGCACAAGAAAAUACCUGGUGA